Ziziphus jujuba (common jujube) is the source of this 1194-nucleotide messenger RNA. Its product is annotated as calcineurin B-like protein 7. The record is from RefSeq and is a predicted model, not a curated record. NCBI's taxonomy places the organism in Eukaryota, Viridiplantae, Streptophyta, Magnoliopsida, Rosales, Rhamnaceae. Gene Ontology annotation, molecular function: calcium ion binding; kinase binding. Bases 187 to 825 code for a protein of 212 amino acids. Gene Ontology annotation, biological process: calcium-mediated signaling. The transcript is spliced from 9 exons.
AGGCUUUUGACCGUCACGGUGGCUUAUGCCUCUAUAAAAGGGACAACGAAAGCAGUGGGAAGGAGGACUCGUCCUGCUCUGCAAAUUCAAGGGGGAAAAAAACUGAAAAAUCAGAAACAAACAAACAAGUUUUACGAAACCCAUUUGAGAGCUUCAACACACAGGGUCAAAAUCAAAUCAAUAAUCAUGCCCUCUUGCACGAGCUGCUUUUGUUUCAAAAAAAAUGCCAAAACUGCUAAACUAGUUUUGUUUCUUGCUUCAGAAACAGCUUUUACUGUAAAUGAAGUGGAGGCCCUGUAUGAGCUGUUCAAGAAACUAAGCAGUUCUAUAAUCAACGAUGGUUUUAUUCACAAGGAAGAGUUCCAGCUUGCACUCUUUCAGAACAGCAGUAUGCAAAAUCUUUUUGCAGACAGGGUGUUCGAUUUGUUUGAUGUUAAGCGCAAUGGGGUUAUUGAAUUUGUAGAGUUUGUUAGAUCAUUAAGCAUCUUCCAUCCAGAAGCUCCAAUAGAAGAUAAGAUUUCGUUUGUAUUUAGAUUGUAUGAUCUGCAGCAGACUGGAUAUAUUGAGUGUGAAGAGGUGAAAAAGAUGGUAUUGGCUCUCUUAAAUGAAUCAGAUUUGUCUCUUUCCGAUGAAGCCGUUGAAUCAAUUGUGAAUAAGACAAUGAUGGAUGCAGAUGCAAAAGGAGAUGGAAAAAUCGAUGAAGCAGAGUGGAAGGAAUUUGUAGCAAAGCAUCCAUCUCUCAUAAAGAACAUGACUCUUCCAUAUCUCAAGGAUAUAACCAUGGCAUUUCCGAGCUUCGUAUUGAAUUCAGAAGUUCAAGAUUAGAAGAAAAACACACUGCAAAAACCAGCCAUACAUUCUGAGUCUCUACAGCAUAGAAAACUAUGACUGUCAUGAAUUUCUUGCCUUCUUUAUCUUGGUUUGCAGAAGGAUGGGGCGAGCCAGAGACCCUGUGAAGGAACUUCCAAAGCAAUAAGCCAAUGAGUUUUGUAAUAUAUAGACAUAAAGAAGAAUCCCUUUUUUUUUUUGUUCUGUGGGUUUUUAUUAAAAUUGUUGUCAAUUGUAAAAUGGUUUUGUUUUGGUUUAUAUUUUUUAUUGUUUUUUCUUCUGGGUAGAUGUAACAGUACAGAAUUUGGAAUAUGCUUAUUUUAUGGUAUAUUUUAAUAGGUGAUCAAAUUUCUGGAAGACCCAUCA